UUAGAUCAGACUUAGUCUUGCAAAACCUAGGAGAGCCCUUGUUGUCCUUUUUACGGGGAUUCUGUUCAGUUUUCAGAGCCUUUUAACAUAACUCCUCUCUGCUAUGCUAUGUCGUGAUUCUCACCUCUGGAUUCCUUCCAGGUUUUCUUCCCAAAAAGCUCCUUUUUUCCGGCUUCUCAGCCACCAAUUCUUGGAACUUUUCCACCAGAUAAGUAGCUUUAUCUUCCAUUGAAGAAGGUUUUUAUUUUCAGUUUUCUAACGACCCUUUGAACAUUUUCCUUUUGUUAUGCUUCUGGGGUAUUAUUUUUGAACUUUAUCCCUCUCUUGUCAUGCGAAAGUUUGUUCCUUUUAUCUUUUUCCAUUAUUGAAUUAGAGGUAUCAUAUUGGUCUGUUUGAAAUGAUGAUUUUUUGUUCUGGUUCGAUUGGUGGCUAGUUUUGCUUAUAGAUUAGGUGAAAAAAAGUAAUUGGGGUUUUGUUAAAUAGGAUUUUUUGUAUGAUGGGUUUAUUAGUUUGAUCUGGGUUGUUGUAUUGUUUAUGAAAAAAAAUGGAUGUGAAUUUGUCACAAGGAGGAAUGAUUCAAGGUGGUGUUGGUGGUAAUUCUUUUGGUGGCUUUGAUUUACCUGGAUCAAUUCAGGUUCAUCAUCAAGCACACCAUCCUCAUACCAUUCACCAACAUCAAGCUAAUCCGCAUCAAGGGUUGUCGCUACAUUCAUCGGUGCAAGAUGGUUUUCCACUCACAAUGGGACCUUUGCAGAACUGUGAUCAGAGUAUGUCAAUGACAGAUUAUGGUAAGGGAGAGAGGGGGAAAAUUUGUACAAGUGAGGAAGAUGAGCCUAGUUUUAUGGAGGAUGGUUUUGAUGGUCAACAUGAAGGGGGUAGAGGUAAAAAAGGAUCGUCGUCGCCUUGGCAGCGUGUGAAGUGGACUGAUAAUAUGGUGAGGCUUAUGAUUACAGCUGUUUCUUAUAUCGGUGAGGAUAGAACUUCUGAUGGUGUUGGUGGAAGUGGAAGAAGGAAAUUUGCGGUUCUGCAGAAGAAGGGUAAGUGGAGAUGUGUGUCGAAAGUCAUGGCUGAAAGAGGUUGUCAUGUUUCGCCGCAGCAAUGUGAGGAUAAAUUCAAUGAUCUUAAUAAAAGGUAUAAAAAGCUGAAUGAUAUGUUAGGGAGGGGAACUUCUUGCGAGGUUGUGGAAAAUCCUGCGCUUUUGGAUGGAAUUUAUUAUCUUUCUGAGAAAGAAAAGGACGAAGUUCGAAAAAUAUUAAGCUCAAAACAAUUGUUCUAUGAAGAGAUGUGUUCUUACCAUAAUUGUAAUAGGCUGCAUUUGCCACAUGAUCCUGCAUUGCAAUCUUCGAUGCAGUUAGCUCUCCGUAAUAGGGAUGAUCAUGAUAACGAUGAUAUCAGAAGAUCCCAGCUUGAUGAUCAUGAUGAAGACGAGCAAGAUGCAGAAACUGAUGAACACGAUGCUUUUAAAGACAAUUGUGCUUCCCGUGGUGAGGGGCGGUUAAAUGGAUCAAUGAAGAAAUUGAAACAAAACCAAGGCCAAAAUCAUGCUAAUGCUUUUGGUAAUUCUUUUAAUUGUCAAGAUUAUUUCAACAAAGGCUCGUAUCCGCGUGGACAAAUGGGGCAGUCUGAUGGUAAUCAAGUUAUACCUGAAAACAUGAGAGCAGCAUGGUUACAGAAGCAAUGGGUUGACUCUCGCCAAGUUCAGUUAGAAGAGCAAAAGUUACAAAUUCAGGCUGAGAAGUUGGAAUUAGAGAAACAAAGAUUCAAGUGGCAGAGAUUUAGCAAGCAAAAGGACCGGGAGUUGGAGAAGCUGAGUCUAGAAAACGAAAGAAUGAAGCUUGAAAAUGAACGUAUGGCUUUAGAACUGAAGCAAAAGGAAAUGAGUCUCGGCUUUAACUAGUAUGUUUAAAUUUGCGGUACACUGCCAUUUUCUAGCAUAUGUAUAGCGAGGCAGAAGCUACAAAUCCAAACUUCAAAUUUUACGCAUGGUGGAGAGUUAUCUUACUGUGCAAGCAAACUAGUGCUUACUGGACAAACAUUCUACUUGUAUUGUGGUUUGGAGCUAACUCCUAUUUGUUUGUUCACGAACGAGUUCUUCAUAAUAUGGACUA
Medicago truncatula (barrel medic) is the source of this 2108-nucleotide messenger RNA. RefSeq lists its product as uncharacterized. The coding region runs from base 545 to 1897 and encodes 450 amino acids. Lineage: Eukaryota; Viridiplantae; Streptophyta; Magnoliopsida; Fabales; Fabaceae. The record is from RefSeq and is a predicted model, not a curated record. The transcript has 2 exons.